AUGACAGCUCAUUGCACAGCAGAUGGCCAGUUUUCCAUUGCUAUCUCUCAGGAUGUGACUCUGCCACCCGUUAUCCUGGACUCUGUGCAGCUGGCCAGUGGGUGUAGUACUGGUUGUGUCCCUGUCAUGAAAAAUGAUGCCUUUGUUGUGUACCUGUUCCCCUCUAUAUGUGGCACCACUUUUCAGCUAAGAGCUGCAGCUGUGACUGAAGACCAGGCCAUAUAUGAGAAUGUGUUGGUGGCAUUCAGGAAUGUGAAGACUGGGAGCCUUGGCUCUGUCACUAGGGAUAGCACUUUCAGAGUUUUCCUGUCCCACCAUGUCUGCUGGAGUUACUCUGUCAUUGGGAGCUUCAUUCUUUUGAGUAUUCAGGUCUUCACACUGCCACCAUUCUCUGCUGUGUCCCAGUCAGGCCCUUUGUCCUUGGAGCUGCUUAUUGCCUCAGAUGGAAGGUAUAGUUCCUACUAUACUGACAGUGACUAUCCUGUUGUGAAGACUCUGAGAAACCCUGUUUAUGUGGAAGUCAAAAUCCUUCAGAGAACAGAUCCAGAUCUGAUUUUGGUCCUGCACCACUGCCAAGCCACACCAAGUAUCAAUCCCCAGCAACAGCUGCAGUGGCCUGUUUUGGCAGAUGGGUGUCCUUAUGCAGGGGACAAUUAUCUGACACAGCUGGUGCCUCUGAGUCUUGCCUCAUGACUACUGUUCCCCUCUCAUUACCAGUGUUUCACCCUCUACACAUUCACCUUUGUGGAUGCUACUGCCCUAGCUUCCUAUUGA
Indicator indicator is the source of this 774-nucleotide messenger RNA. Its product is annotated as zona pellucida sperm-binding protein 4-like. The record is from RefSeq and is a predicted model, not a curated record. Gene Ontology annotation, biological process: prevention of polyspermy; binding of sperm to zona pellucida. Gene Ontology annotation, cellular component: egg coat. Gene Ontology annotation, molecular function: acrosin binding; structural constituent of egg coat. NCBI's taxonomy places the organism in Eukaryota, Metazoa, Chordata, Aves, Piciformes, Indicatoridae.